Molecule: messenger RNA, 2237 nt
Organism: Suillus paluster
Lineage: Eukaryota; Fungi; Basidiomycota; Agaricomycetes; Boletales; Suillaceae
Exons: 5
Coding region: 80-2068 (662 amino acids)
Source: RefSeq, a predicted model, not a curated record
CAAACAAGUUCAACCCAACUCGUCACAGGCUGUACUAACUCAGUAGUAGUAGUACUUUAUCUCUUUUUGCCACACCGGGAUGUCUGAGGAGUCGGUAUUAACCACCAUUCUCGAAGAAAUUCUCCAGGCGCACCAAUCAUCACUAGAUGACCUGUCUUACGAGAGCGCUACAGCGCAACUCGAAGAAUGCAGAAGCUCGGAACGGCCCAGGAAUUCACGUGUCAUGAAGGUCCUCCGUUACGAAAAACUCGUCUUAGUUCUGGCUCUUGAGCUUUUCCCGCUCGGCCCACACUUCCAUGGGCGACGAGAGUUUUCUGUCUGUUGGCUGGUGAAGUCCAUUGACACUGUUAUGGGGCUAUACCUUCGAUUCAUCGUGUCACAGGCCGAAAUCAUGAAGAAAUUGGCAUCCGAUGAUGAUUUCCCGGAUUAUAAGACUGUGAAAACCACCCUAGAUCUGUCUUAUGACGAUAGUCUCGAGGGUCUCGCAGCUCGGAAAAAAAUCGACCAGUGGAAGAAACAGAUCACUAACUCACAGGGCGCGUCGAACCUUGCAACAUUCAAUGAUAUUUUUCAUGAAAUCGAUGCUCAUGCUGAAGAAGCCUUCGCACGAGUUCACUAUGUGGGUGAAAAGACUGACGCAUACAUGUGUGCUUUAGGUGAAUACUGUGACAACGUCGUAGCAAGCUUGCGAACAAAGUGGUUGAAAGGCAGCAAUGGUCCCACUGAAUCGGACGAUAAUAUUCGACAAUAUGAUAGGAUAACAGCUCGUAUUGCUGUCUGGCUGUCACCCCAGGAUGAUGCGAGUGAUGCACCCACUCCCCUGUUGUCUGGUUGGUUGUUAGACUACGCCUGGUCAUCGCUCAAUGCCAUGAAGGAAGGGAUUAUUGAGGUUUACAGGUGGUUCGAGCCUCUCCUCGACUACUAUCCUUCUUUACAUACGCACAGUCAUGAUAUGGAUGAUUUCAGUGAGGUCAUGAUAUACAACGUGAUGAAUAGCCGAAGAAUCGCACCGGACGCGGACGCACAGCUAUGCCGUUUCUUGUGGGAGAAUCGAAACACCCUGAUCUUUCGCCUUCACAAUACGAUGACAAACGUCAGCGAGAGGGAGACUCAGCGGGACCGUCCCAGAGACAGAACACAGAUCAACGAUGCUUUCGACAAACUCCCGACAUAUGAGAAGAGAGCGUUCCGGCAGCUCGUUGAAUUAAUGAAGAAGGAUUCGAAACGGGACUUACGCCACAGCCGAGUCAUGGGGGCCUUCGCACUGCAUGUGACGAAAUGGAACUGGAAGUGCAGGAAGAACUCGAAGCGCGACGUGGAACCCUGCGUCAAAGCAAUACUGCUCGAACUGCGCAAAGCAGUGACAUACAGGACCGCCAUCUUAGCGGAUUCCUUCAACGCUAGUCUUAGAAAGCAACUCGAGGAUCUUCUUGUUCAAAUGACGGAGCCGAUCUAUUACAGCCUCCUUCACGACGGAACGAAAAGUCAAGUGUGGCAGUGGUGGGACGACAUAGAGAUUCCCAAGGGUAUCGUACCCGUCACGUCUGCCAACGUAGAGGAAAACUUCAAGUCGAAGCUACGACGGAUUCAGCUGCGCAAUAAUUUAGAGCAGCGAGAUCAGAACGCAAUAGAUGAGCUCGUCGCUUAUAUCGAACAUAUGCCUUGUGCCAAGGCAACGAUUGCGGAGGACAGCGCGUUGUGUUCGGAGGUCGCGGAGGCGUUGGACACGCUUGUAAAUGCUCUCAAAUUGAACGGUGCUCGUCUUCGUCACUGCAUCAUGGGAGAUGAUCCUGACGACGUCAAGGCGGCCGUUGAUAUCAAGAUUCCCAAAAUUGAGGACCUGGUUGACGAAAAGAAUACUCCAAUGCCCCAGAUUGCCGGCCCUUCUUCGAAACGUCCUCGAGAAUCUACUGGUUCGUGCUUCGUACCUUCCUCGAUGUUUCGUUUCACUGCUACUUCAAUUCUAGUCUCUGGAUCGCCUGCCGCGAUGAAUAAAAGGGUCCGGCGUAUCACUCUCCAAGUCGAUCCUCACUUUGACAUUUCCGAUGAUGACCUCCCUGGCAUUUGAUUCUUGUAUUUGCAUUGAUUAUUCAUGUGUUUUCAUUGUUAUGUGCCCUUUGCUCUGCAUGCUCUUGUAUAAUUCACCAAUGGAACCAUUCCCAGCCAAUUUGAUAACUCCACCAUAUAAUACCUCGCAGUUGAUAAUUUCAUGAUCAUCUUGAAUCGCAACAUGAGCC